Molecule: messenger RNA, 2524 nt
Organism: Hyaloscypha bicolor E
Lineage: Eukaryota; Fungi; Ascomycota; Leotiomycetes; Helotiales; Hyaloscyphaceae
Exons: 1
Coding region: 22-2049 (675 amino acids)
Source: RefSeq, a predicted model, not a curated record
UUGCAUACGGUAGAAGUCGCAAUGCCGAUCGUAUUCGACGACCUGCCAACGGAAAUCCAGCUCCAAAUCUUCGAGACCGCCGCGAAAUCGCAAUGGACGCCGCGAGUCGUCGAGAUCUACUUCAAAGGCGGACAAAUCUACUCGAAGACCCUACCCCCACCUCUUCUACACGUCAGCCGAACAUCGCGAGAAGUUGUGCUGAAAUUGUAUAAACCAUGGCUGCCGCAAUUCAAGGGAAUGGCGGUCAACGAGCCCUGGGAGAGAAAGUUGGGGAACAAGGCCGUAGAUAAAAUGUCGCGGUUGCAGAACGUAUGUGUCAGCUUGGAACAUGAUACCCUCUUGAUCAACGAUAAGCAGUGGUCGGACUGGAAAUUUGGAGCCAUUGAGAGGGCGUACUUGCGCAGAUUGGCGGUCAACCUUACAGGGUGGUUUGGCUGGUUCGGUCAGAGGGACCUGUACACGCAAUUUACGCACUUGAAGCAACUCGAUGUUUUCCAUCGCGGCGGGGACCAGGAGGUGCUAUUUUUGAAAAGGGAGACCAUUAGAAAGGCCCUAUCCGCCGAACAGAAGACCAACAAGAAUAAGAGGAAUAAGAGAAGAUAUAUUGCCCCCGUUCUUGGUCGCGAGAAGGUACCAACAGCCGCGGAGUGGCGAGGUAGCGUGGAGCAAUGGAUCACGUACAAGUAUCCGAAGGGGUUCAAACCUACCGUGCCCUCUCGUCGCCCAGGUUGUUCGUGGGAAGAAGAGGAUACUGGAGGAGUCCAAUCGAUGACCGGCGAACCACAAGCCGCUCGGCGCCGACGAGGGCGCCCACGUCGAGAAGAGGUAGCUGGGCAGAACGGAGCAAUGCCGGGUGGAACCAAGUCCUCUUCUCAGCGCAGUGUUCCUCAACAAGGAACCAAACGAAGCCGAGCAGAGUUCGAUGCAGACGGUUUACCCGAGACUAAGCGUCCUCGUGGAAGGCCCCGGAAGGUGGCUGCUACUCGAGAUGUGGGAGGCCAGCAAAUUCCAGGACGACAAAGCUCACAAGUAUCGGUGGAGGAUAUCUUUGCCAAGAUUCGAAGUUAUUUGGAAACAUUUCGAACCCCAACCCCAGAAGCAGAGCCUCUCAGGAAGGCAUCUGCUCCCCCAAGCCCGGAGACUACCUUCCAGAGCCCACUGGACAAAUAUGAAUUCCUUCGCGAACUGACGAAAGACGGUCCGGAACCUCUGGAGAUAUCUGAAGAAUUAGCUCCAUGUCCAUGUCCGACAUUCGUGGAUCCCCGCGUUGUAUUUCAAUGCGAGGGCUCGGUGGAAGGUCCAGAAAUCCAGGAGACAGCUCUACCUCCUUCACCUUUCAUUGACCCUCGUGCUGAAUUCCAAGAUCUGUUCGAUACCUCCAACGACAACGCAAAGGCACGGGACUCGGAAAAUCCGCAGAUUCCAGAAGAGGAUGACGUCCUCUCUUUAAGUGUCGAGAAGACCGGUCCUGCUUCCAAGGAAGUAGUCCUAGGAUCCUUGAGCGGAGGUUACGGCUUUGAAAAUGUUGUUGAACGUGGCGGCUGUUUUGGAGUUGGCAGUGAGCGAGACAAUGACAACCACAAUCACGGAACCGAGACUGUUUUUGAGAUGCCCGACCUUCUGGCCGCGGCACUAGAAUCCCCACUCCUGGACGUUCCUUCCCUCGACGACGAGGAGUACACUCCCAAGCAAUUCAUGGCAGAGCGAAGGACAUCUAAAGGUCUACAGUUCCUGGUCCAAUGGCGAGACUACCCGGAAGAAAAAGACUGGACCUGGGAGACGGAGGCCGCCAUGAUAGAGACCGCGCUUGAUAUGGUGACGGCUUGGCUAGCAAAGAGCGAUGUGGAAGUGGACGAAGAGAACCCGAUCGCCGUAGACUAUAUUGUUGAGAAGAUUUUGGGUCGGAGGAAGUUCAGGGGGGUUGCGCAUUAUUUGGUCAAGUGGAAGGGAUUCGAGGAGGUGAAGGAUAGAACUUGGGAACCGUGCGAGAGGUUGAGCAUCGACGUGCCGCUGCUUGUGGAAGCGUUUGAGAAGAAGAGGAAGAAAUGAUGACAACAUUGCAAUGUCUAAACCAUCUUGGCUUUUGCAUACCUUCUAUUCAUUCGACAAUUCUGACAUGGCGCAUGGCGGCACUCGUUUCUCACAACCCCAACCUUGCCCUUCCUUCUCCCGGGUCCUGAUGGGACAACUGACAUGUCUCGUGUACCGUUACUCACCCGACAUGGUGGGGUUUAGUUCACAUCUCUUUGAUGCACAAUAGACUCCACCCAGCCGGAUCCAGCUUGAAGUGAGUGCGAAUGUGUAUAUACCCCCGUGACCCGCUUUCAUGUGACUCGAUUCUUCCAUAAAUCUUGAAGCUGCCCUUUGCAAAGUGGAUCUUGAACCAAGAAGUCAAACAGCGCAAUUUUGGCAUCCCGCAUCGCCAACCAGUCCAUUUUAGUGCAUGCUUCAAUUAACGAUGACACCUCCGAAGUAAACGAAUCGGCUUCGAAUGCCACGCCAGCAAGCAGGAGCUGGAAAGUGU